Messenger RNA from Nicotiana tabacum (common tobacco), 1162 nucleotides. Its product is annotated as alpha carbonic anhydrase 7. NCBI's taxonomy places the organism in Eukaryota, Viridiplantae, Streptophyta, Magnoliopsida, Solanales, Solanaceae. Gene Ontology annotation, biological process: one-carbon metabolic process. Gene Ontology annotation, molecular function: zinc ion binding; carbonate dehydratase activity. The record is from RefSeq and is a predicted model, not a curated record.
AAUCUAUACUUCAUUAUUUUAAAUAAGCAACCUUCUAUUGGUAAAGUUUCCUUAAUAAAACACCAAGUUUUUCUAUAGUUGGAUCAAAAAAUGGAAAUGCUUACAAGAACCAACAAAAUCUUGUUCCUUUCUUUUCUUUUCCUCGCAAGUGCAUUGCUAACAAGAUCUCAUGAAGUUGAUGAUGAAAGUGAGUUUACUUACGAUGAAGAAAGUGAGAAGGGGCCUGCUCAUUGGGGUGAAAUUCACACAGAAUGGAGUAUGUGUAAUUCAGGAAAAUUGCAAUCUCCAAUUGAUCUUUUGAAUGAGAGGGUUGAAGUUGUAUCUCAUUUGGGAAGACUUCGUAGAAGCUACAAACCAUCCAAUUCUACUCUUUUGAAUAGAGGACAUGAUAUGAUGUUAAGAUGGGAAGGUGGUGCUGGACAUAUUGAGAUAAAUGGAACUCGAUAUCAACUCAAUCAGGCUCAUUGGCACUCACCUUCUGAACAUACUAUAAAUGGAAAAAGGUUCGAUUUGGAGGUUCAUUUGGUUCAUGAAAGCAAUGAUGGAAAGACUGCAGUGGUUGGAAUUAUGUACAAGAUUGGAAGAGCUGAUUCCUUCUUAUCUAAGAUCGAGGAUGAUUUAAAGGCUCUAGCACAUACAAAAGGUGUGGAGAGAAAUAUUGGAAUUAUUGAUCCAAAACAAGUGAAGUUGGGUAGCAGAAAAUAUUACAGGUAUAUUGGCUCGUUGACUGUUCCUCCUUGUACUCAAGAUGUUGUCUGGACUAUUGUAAGAAAGGUGAGGACUGUUACAAGAGAGCAAAUGAAACUAAUUCGCGAGGCUGUUCAUGACGAAUCUGAAACCAAUUCAAGACCAGUCCAAGCAGCAAACAAACGACCUAUCCGACUCUAUCGACCAAAUGAUCCUAAACAAUAAUGAAAAUGAUUCUACAAUCUUAGAAGUAAUUUACCAUAUUUAUAGUUAUUGUCGCAAUGAUUUUGUUUAUAUACAAUAAAAUUGAGUUCAGUAUAUGAGCUAGGAAUGUCCUUAUCCCGUAAAUGGCUAUUAUCAUCCAUGUAUGUUCAUAACAUGGUCGGAAUUCUUUCCACAAUAUAGUGUAUUUCUUUGUUGUAUUUAUUAUUUAUUAGAUUGUCGCAAAAUAAAUUAGUGGCACUUGUUCUUUGUA